AGGACUUUUUUCAGGUUCAAUUGAUCGUGGAAAGAUGGGAGGUGUCGUUGAAAUAAAUUCGCUGACGAUUUACUUUCCGCGCAUGCACGGUUCAAGUAUUUGCCUCACGCACCCUUCGAACGAGCGAAAGGAAGAAAGAGGGACAGAGCGAGGGGAAAGACCAAAUAGUUCCGUGAAUAUUGCAUCCUCCGUCAAUCGUCGGCUGCAUGUCAAUGAACUAGCAUCGAACGACCAACAGAAAUCGAGGGUUUCGAGUAUACACGCAUCGUGAGAAAUCGAAUUUCUCGCGUAAAUUUGUCGGACUACGUGCCAGAGGACGCCUUAACGAUGAUUACCAUUCGCGACGCUCGCUUCUUUCUUUACGAUACAUCGUACGCUCGUCGACAUCGUAAAAUUAAGGGCGACACAUAAAUCGAACUGUGAUCGAGGUAUGCUGAUGGCGAUGCAACGUGGAAUUGGAAAAGAGGUAACGGUGAACUUUAUCAAGCAGAAUGUACGGUUAGAUGGUACGCGACACCACAAGGGAGAUUAGCCCGCAUUAAUGCUAGCUGCGUUGUGCGAUACGGCACGUCGAUCUUUUCGUGUUCGCCGGCUUGUCAUUAUGGAAAAGUUCGCCGUAGAAGGACAAUAGGAAUACAAUGAGAGAAAUCGUAACGCGCCGUAAUAAGUAUGUCUCGAAAAAUGAGACGUUGCUUUCCUCGAAGUCACGGUUAAAGAAAACGUUUCGCUUCGAAAGGUCAACUGCCUAUAAAAAUGCGAAUAAUAUUAGCUAUCCAUUAAAGCUAAUUUCUCCGAUGAUGGCUUUCGUAAUGACAGGCUUAGCCUCGGAAGCCUUCUCUCGAAUAACAACGUAAACGCCAGAAAAGGCCUCCCUAACCCGGAAACGUGGCUCUCAUAAAUAAGAUUCAAAUAUCUCGAGUCUGCGCGCUAAAGGCGCCUCCAUUGAGCGCAUUGUCAUCGCAGCCUGAUAUAUGUGCUAUUUGUUCUCUUGGAGCCAACGAAAUCUACUGUACCGUUUUAACGAUACCAUGCAAAACAAUCGGAAACGAGAUCGAAAAGAACCGAGAUGCUUCUACGUUGCAUUGUACGUGGUUUCGUAGAUCAAUCAUGCUCGAGCGUUACAAAUACUUGCUGAUCGAAGGGUCGAUAGCUGAUGGAAGGAUUUGCCACUAUAAUUAAAAUAAUUUUGGGAGCUUUAAGAUAGUACCAUUUCCACCCUUCUGAGAUUAAAAUUCUGAGAUUCAAUAAAAUAGGGGUUUAAUUUGUAGACGGAGGGAUUUACCGACGGCGUAAGGAUCGCAAGGGUGGCGCCUUCGGCAAAGUAUCGUAGAGGCGGAACGAGCGGUAGAGGGUCGCGUUGACACGGUGGGGUAGGAACGCUUCUCUCGCGAAAGUGUCGGAGUGGAUUGGCGCUGUCAUAUGGAGGCAAACGGGGCGCCGUGUUAGGCACUCCGGCCUGCACGGAUGCCUUGGCGUGUAUCGUGAAAAAAGUGUCGACCCAGGGGGUCGCGAAUCUUCAUUGAUUCUAUCAAUUUUCCGAUCGACGAGUGUUGAUUGUAUGUAAUAAAAAUGGCGGCGAGCAAACCACCGGAAAUGAAUUACACGUGCGAAAUUUGUGGCCUGGAAGGCUUCAACGACGAAGAGAUGAGGUCUCAUAUGGUUUUCUAUCAUCUGCAAGGGGCUGCGAACUGUCCGUUUUGCGACUUGGGGGAAAUUUCGCCGACAGAAAUGUUGGCUCACGUUAACAGUGCCCAUCUUGAUUAUCUAACACCGAGCACCCCAGAGAAUGACAUGAUGGCAUUCAUCGAUGAUGAUUCUCUGGUGGAUGAUCGUAGGCACGAUGAAUGCCGUGGUCCUUGCCCUUCUCCAACAAUGUCUCCGAGCCCACCUCUUCUUCAAAACGGAUGGAGCAGUUCCCUUAACUUCCGUGUUAAACAGCAACCAGAAGCACCAAAGUCUGAGUCACAGAUUCAUAGUUCUAAUGUCAAUAACAACAAUAACAACAAUAAUAUUGGGAAUGUUAAUAAUGUAAUAGAAGGUGCAGCUGGUCAUGGUUCUCCAUUGCGUUCAGGCCUAAAUCUGCAACUGCGUUCUCAUGCUUCGCCAAAACUUCCGGUGCAAGAAUGCCCUAUGUGUCCCUACAGUUCUGAUAGUCCACUAAGACUGGAAGAACAUAUCAAUAGACAACAUUUUGAUCUCACGUCGCCGUCCUUCCCCCCGGAAUCCCCACCGUCUCGCGAUAGCGUUUUUAACUGCCCUUUAUGCGUCACGUCUUUUCCAAAUUCUUCUGAUCUAGAGUUACACGUCAACAUAGAGCACAAAGAUAUUUUGAGUCCUGCAAAUGGUGCAGCUUCACAAGCUGCUCAAGCAACCAACGGCGGCGAUACUCCUGCGUGUCCAGUUUGUUUCAGUACCUCGUUUAAAAACAACGACGAAUUAACGGCACAUAUUGAAGAACAUUUCAGUAAAAAGUGUACUCCAUCUCCUAUAACUCCAGACUUAUCAACGGAUAGAAUGCUGGCCAAGGACAUGGAAAGACUCGAGAAGGAACUUAGAAAAUUACGCGAACAGCGUGAAUUUGAAAUGUUAAGAGCGCAAUACGGGAUGGACAAUCAGGGCAAUUUUAGAGAACAAAGUGUUACUAAUAUGCAGCGGGCUGUGUAUUCGGGCGAAAUGACGAUUGCUGAUUACUAUGAAAGGCAAAGCGAACUCAGAGUAGCCGAAAGUAGCGGUAUCGAUGACGGUAGUUCUUGUACACGAGGAUUAGUGCCCAAGAUACGAGCUGUCAGUCAAGCGUGUAGUAAUGUAUUGAGCACCUGGAUGUGUUCCACCGUAGAUCAUUAUGCCACUACCUACGGAGACAAAGGCUGGGGAUGUGGUUAUAGAAAUUUGCAAAUGUUAAUUUCUUCGCUUUUACAACAUACAGGGUACAAUGAGUUAGUUUAUAAAGCAUGGAAUUCUGAUUUGAGCGGUGGCAGUUCUGCCAAGAAUCCGCUUCGAAGUUCGAUACCGUCGGUCUCGAGACUUCAAAAAAUGAUCGAAUGGGCUUGGGCUCAGGGUUUCGAUACUCAGGGAGCGGAACAGUUGGGUGGGAAACUGGUGAACACUAGAAAAUGGAUUGGUCCCACGGAAGUAGUUACGUUAUUAUCUAGUCUGAGAAUAAAAUGUCAGUUGGUAGAUUUUUAUAGACCAACUAACUCCGAUGGCGGACAUCCCGAAAUGUUUAACUGGGUUUUACAAUAUUUCCAGCGGUGCGAUGAUUUCAAGCCUCCCUUGUAUUUACAGCAUCAAGGUCAUAGUAGAACAAUAAUAGGAGUAGAACAAUUGAGAGACGGUUCAAUAACGAUGUUAGUACUCGAUCCAAGCCAUAGUCCAGCACAAAUGGCACAAUUUAACAGCACAAGUAGUGCACUCGGAGCAAUGCGUUUGGUGAGAAAAUCGAUUGCAGCGAUGAAAGCGAGACAGUAUCAAGUUGUCGCUGUUACCGGUAUCAUGGAGACCGACUUGGAAUACCACGAAAGCAAAGUAUUAUGUUUGAUUCGCGUACCACAAGAUAGGUGAGAUUUGCUGACCCGAAGAAGAGUAAAAUCUUUUGGAAAGACGAUAGACUGCCUCAAACCAAUUUUUUCUGGCAUCCUUAAAGUUACAUGAUCGCAGUGUUCUAGGUUUUAUCAUUAGGAGAUUUGCUCCACCAUAGUAGUUGCAAAAUAGUAUUAUUUAAGAAUAUAUUCUUGCAUUUUUUAGCCGUUAUAAAUGGAUUGGCUCCUGAAAUCGUGUACGCGUAACCUCGUGUCGUGCUCGAGAUAUUCGGAGCUGUAAUUAAUUGAAUCACAAGAAACUAUAAAAAUUGUAAUUUCUGGGAGAAAAACAAAUGUCUAUACAUACAUCGCGUGUGUCGAUUUCUUUUUUAAUCGGUAAUCGAAAGAAAGUUACAGUCAGAAACUAUAUAAAAGAUAAAAAUCAAUUUGAUCGUCGUUUCCUGUUCACAAUGUUCUGCUCAAUUUUCGUCGCACCGAACAGGCUGUGCUAAUUUUUAGUCGACCAAUCGUCCUAUGCCGGUCGGUUGCAUCAGCGAAAAAGCCAUGGCAGAGCUUUAAAAACGAGACUCUUUCGUAGCUGUGAUGCUGUUAUCGAUUUAACGCUAAUCAAUCAUCGAUUACAUAAAUAUUUUUGAAGACACUCCAUAUGGUCGAAAUUAAGAAAAAUAUUAAGAAAAGCAUUGUCCGCGCUUACCUUCCUUCGCCUGUACUUUAUAUUUGUAAUAAACGUUGUUGUCAAAAUAUUGUCAAUUUUUAGUCAAUAAAAAUACCAUUAGUGAUAAUAUAUCGUAAUACGCGCCAGAAUAAAAUUUUAUAUACCGUUACGUAACUGUUCUCAACCGUAUUUUUAUUAACGUUGCUUUUACAUCGCUUUGGGGUGUCUACAAGAAUAACGAACAUAUUUCCAUAUAUUCUAUAUACAUUUCUCUGUAUACUAUACACGUAUUUGCACACUCUUCGUUAUAUUACACUUUACUCACUCAUACAUGAAGUACAACUACUUUUCAUACUAAUUAUAAAUAUUCUAUUUAAUUGUUCAAUUACUUUAAGACUAUUCGUACUUUAACUUGUAAGUUAAAUGCAAUGCUGUGACUGAAAGAAAGCAAAACAAAACACUACAGUCCAUUACCUUGUUAUAUUAUACGCUUAAGGAAAAGUUAAGUAAUUUAAAAAAUUAUUAUUACUGUCAUUAUGAUCGUCAUUUACAUCGAUAUCAUCAUUACCAUUAUUAUUAUUAUUAUUAUUGUUACAACGUUUAUUGUGUCUUAUAAAUUAUACCCAUGCAAGACCUACUAAUUACAGUUAAAAAUAUUUAAAAUCAUUAGAGAGUUUAAUGUUCAUUAUAGUGAAAAAUGUUACUGUUUUUAUAGCUUUGAUAAUUUAUCAAAUGCAUUAAUCGAAGGAAAAUUUGUCUUUCUGAUUAGUAGGACCAGAUGCAAUAAUUGUGACUGACAGCAAAGAUACGAUUAUUAUUUAUUGUAUAUUGAAUUGUACACACCGAAAUUAAGAAUAUGUUUAACAUUUUGGAAUAUUCAGGCAAAUUAAGCCGUGGAAUUGUUAUGCCAGUGUAAAAAGAAUUUCACAUUACCCACAUGUCAAACUAAAAUAUAUAUGCUUUGUUAGAAUUCCCAA
This is a messenger RNA of Megachile rotundata (alfalfa leafcutting bee), 5171 nucleotides long. RefSeq names its product zinc finger-containing ubiquitin peptidase 1. Gene Ontology annotation, molecular function: ubiquitin-like protein peptidase activity. The record is from RefSeq and is a predicted model, not a curated record. NCBI's taxonomy places the organism in Eukaryota, Metazoa, Arthropoda, Insecta, Hymenoptera, Megachilidae.